This is a messenger RNA of Lontra canadensis (Northern American river otter), 1409 nucleotides long. It is a transcript of the gene NME9, whose product is annotated as NME/NM23 family member 9. The record is from RefSeq and is a predicted model, not a curated record. Gene Ontology annotation, molecular function: nucleoside diphosphate kinase activity. The coding region runs from base 211 to 1203 and encodes 330 amino acids. The transcript is spliced from 12 exons. Gene Ontology annotation, biological process: CTP biosynthetic process; UTP biosynthetic process; GTP biosynthetic process. NCBI's taxonomy places the organism in Eukaryota, Metazoa, Chordata, Mammalia, Carnivora, Mustelidae.
UAGAUUGGAAACUCGCUGCACUUUGAGGACCGUGGAUCUGUCGAGGGAUCGUUCGCGGUGGCUCAGUUUCCUAGGAAUAUAUUGCAACAGGACGGGGGCUUUGUCUGAAGGAGGCUCUGGAUUUGCUGGUCUUUGCAGCGGUUUGUCUCCAGGCUGCUGUUGGGAACAGCCCGAGUCAGAAGUUAACAGGGCUUCUGUCUUUGCAGAGCCAUGGGCAGCAAGAAGAAGGAAAUUGCCCUGCAGGUUAACAUCAGCACUCAGGAGCUUUGGGAGGAAAUGCUCAGUUCCAAAGGACUAACUGUUGUCGAUGUCUAUCAAGGCUGGUGUGGGCCCUGCAAACCCAUGGUGAGCCUCUUCCAGAAGAUGAGGAUCGAGGCCGGCCUGGACCUUCUGCAUUUUGCAUUAGCAGAAGCAGAUUGUCUUGAAGUCCUGGAAAAAUACCGUGGGAAGUGUGAGCCGACCUUUCUGUUUUAUGCAGGUGGAGAGCUGGUGGCCGUGGUUAGAGGCGCCAAUGCCCCACUGCUGCAGAAAACCAUCCGAGAGCAGCUGGAGGCUGAAAAGAAAGUUCUGGCCGAAGGCUGUGAGCGCAAAGUGAUUAGAGAUGAGGCUCUGUCUGAUGAAGAUGGAUGCCUCUCCCACGACAAGGACAUUGGUGACGACGAGGACGUGGCUUCAUUAGGGACAACCUGCACCUUGGCCAUCAUUAAGCCAGACGCAGUGGUCCAUGGAAAGACUGAUGAGAUUAUUAUGAAGAUCUACGAAGCCGGUUUUGACAUUUUAGCAAAUGAAGAGAGAACCAUGACAGAAGCAGAAAUGCAGCUUUUCUAUCAGCACAAAGCUGGAGAGGAGGCAUUUGAGAAGCUGGUUCAUCACAUGUGCAGUGGACCGAGCCACCUCCUGAUCCUCACCAGGCCUGAGGGCACUGAGGACGUGAUCACUGCCUGGCGAACGCUCAUGGGGCCCUGUGACCCUGAUGUAGCAAGGAGGGAGCAGCCUGACAGUCUCCGCGCUCAGUUCGGCACAGAAAUGCCCUUCAACGCAGUCCACGGAAGCCAGGACAGAGAGGACGCCAGCCGAGAACUGGCAUUGCUCUUCCCCACAUUUAAGUUUUCAGAUGAAGUUCUAGAAGCCUCUCUAUGCCAUGGGGCUGAAGGAGCGGUGGGCCCCACUGAGGCACACUGCUUCCCUGAGGACACGGACUGAGAGGCUGGGCUGCUGUUCCAGAGCAUGUGACCAGGGACAAGGCCAUGAGAUGAGCUGUCAGUGCGCUUGAAUCAGCCGCCCAUAGGACAGCUCCAGAAUUGGAACUCACUCUUUUCAGCACCAAUACUUUUUUGGUUUAGUUAUGUCUUGUGAACAAUAAAAAUAGUAUAUAUUUUCUUGCCUUAUUAAACAGUAUAUAAAACAUA